Cherax quadricarinatus is the source of this 2585-nucleotide messenger RNA. It is a transcript of the gene CDase, whose product is annotated as neutral ceramidase. Gene Ontology annotation, molecular function: N-acylsphingosine amidohydrolase activity. Gene Ontology annotation, cellular component: extracellular region. Lineage: Eukaryota; Metazoa; Arthropoda; Malacostraca; Decapoda; Parastacidae. Gene Ontology annotation, biological process: sphingosine biosynthetic process; ceramide catabolic process; long-chain fatty acid biosynthetic process. The record is from RefSeq and is a predicted model, not a curated record.
AUAUCACAUCUAGAUAAACAUCUGCAAGUUUAUUCUGUAUGAAGCUUACUUUGACCUGGCAAGAGACACGCCGCACCGCCACUGUCCCACAGAAGUGUGGGUGAGUAAGGUCGAGGCGAUUAGUGUAGCCAUCACCAGACUUGAAGACGGACGCUUAGGAUGUUGUGCUGGUUGUUGAUGUGUGUGACUGCGUGUGUGGUGGGAGGAGCCAGGGGGCAGGUCCCGGACCCCCGCCCGGACCCAUCUCUAUAUAACGUUGGUGUUGGCAUACACGAUGCUACAGGUCCUGCUGCAGGAGUUAAUAUGAUGGGCUACGCCAACCCAGCACAAAUCAACAGUGGGAUCCACAUGAGGCUGUUCUCUCGAGCAUUCAUCAUCGACGACACUCAGAGACGUGUGGUCUUCGUUAGCCUCGACUGUGGUAUGAUGGCUUCUAUUAUCAAGAUAAAGGUGAUGGAGAGACUGCAGCAGGAGUAUGGAGAUUUGUAUAACAACAACAACGUGAUUCUCUCAGGCACGCACACACACUCCGGACCUGCAGGCUACCUUCAGUACCUGAUCUUCGAUAUUACGAGUCUAGGCUUCAUCCAGGAGACCCUAGACGCCAUGGUGGAAGGCGUCUUUAUGAGCAUCAAGCAGGCGCACGAUAGCAUGGUUCCUGGCUACAUGUACCUCACCAGCGGGGAGCUUCUCAACUCAUCCAUCAAUCGUUCACCCUCCAGCUAUCUCUACAACCCGCAGGAGGAGCGAGAUAAAUACCUUUACGACACUGACAAAACUAUGACCCUUCUUAAGAUAGUCGCCGAAGACGGCACGGACUUAGGGAUGGUGAACUGGUACGCAGUACACCCCACCUCCAUGAACUUCUCCAAUACACUGGUCUCAGGAGACAACAAGGGUUAUGCUUCCCAGCUUUUUGAGAAGACCAUGAAUCCUGGCUCACUGCCUGGUCAGGGAAAGUUCGUAGCGGCAUUUGCUCAGGCCAACUGUGGUGACGUGAGUCCUAACAUUCAAGGUCCCAGGUGCAUCGACACAGGAUUGCCCUGUGACCUGGUCUCCUCCACCUGCAAUGGUCGUGUUAAGAAUUGCAUUGCUUCAGGUCCAGGCAAGGACAUGACAGAAAGCACCAAGAUCAUUGGCAACAACCAGUUCCAGAAGGCGUGGGAACUGUACCAUGACUCCGAGGCCGUCAAGGUAUCUGGCCCCGUUCAGUUUGCUCAGCAGUUCAUCGAUAUAUCUAACUACACUGUGUACUUCAACGACGGGUCCUCAGCGACGACGUGUAUACCAGCACUGGGGUACAGUUUCGCGGCGGGCACUACGGAUGGUCCUGGUGCUUUCGACUUUACCCAGGGCAUGACGGACGGCAACCCAUUUUGGAACAUGAUUAGCGGUCUCCUGCACACACCCUCGCCAGAACAGGUCGCCUGCCAUGCCCCUAAACCCAUCCUCCUCGACACUGGCAUGUUAAAUAUGCCAUACGCGUGGCACCCCAGGAUCGUGGACACACAGUUGGGUCGCGUGGGCCAGCUGGUCAUCUCGGCUGUACCAGGAGAAUUUACUACCAUGUGUGGUCGCCGCUUCAGAGACCAGGUGGCUGCUACAUUCGCAGCUGGUGGUAUAGAGGGCAUGGUGCCAGUGAUAGCUGGGUUAAGCAACAUAUACACCCACUAUAUAACCACCUGGGAGGAGUACCAAGCUCAGCGCUACGAGGCUGCUUCUACCAUCUAUGGUCCCCACACCUGCAGCGCCUACAUGCAGCAGUACUCCUACCUCGCCUCAGCUAUAAUCAACGGAGAAACUCCUCCAGCUGGUCCAACACCUCCAGACAUGACCCCGUCCCUUAUCACUCUCAUGCCGGGGGUGAUGUUCGACGGUGUCUCCCCCGGCUCCUCCUUCGGUGAUGUCGUGGCUCAGCCUUACCCACUUGCCUAUAUCGGCGAGACCGUCACAGCUAAGUUUGUGUCUGGGCACCCGAGGAACGAUGUACAGCUGGGAGGAACCUUCCUCACCGUGGAACAACUGGAUGACAUGGGUGAAUGGAAGGUGAUUGCAACAGACGCAAGUUGGGAGACCAGGUUCAUCUGGGACAGAGUGUCCACACUGCUGGGGACGAGCGUAGCUACGGUUAAGUGGGACAUUCCUGAGGACACAGCUGAGGGAACCUACCGCAUCACACACACUGGACACCAUAGGACACUCUUUCGAGGUGUCUCGCAAUACCACGGUGUCACCGACCCCUUUAAGGUGGUGCAGGGGCCAGCUGAGGAGGCCGAGAAUAGGGUGGUGAGGCAAAGUCAACAUCGACUAUUCUGGUGGCAGAGGCUGUUCAGCUCAUAAAAAAUAAAAAAAACUCCACCCACUUCAUACCUAAUUUCACAACCUGUGGGUUUUUCUCCCAGCUUGGAGCGAAAUGGUAUAAAAUACCGACUCGACUCGAUACGAAGAGACAAAUGCAAUAUAAUGCGAUCCUUUAUUAACGUUUCGCUCACACAACGACUUAAUAAACAGCUGGAGCUGGUUUCAGCAUGAUUAUAUUAUAUCAUACAUUAUAUUAUAUCAUGCUAUUAAAUGUGACUUAUCUA